Magnusiomyces paraingens is the source of this 5184-nucleotide messenger RNA. RefSeq lists its product as uncharacterized. The transcript is spliced from 2 exons. Gene Ontology annotation, molecular function: DNA topoisomerase type II (double strand cut, ATP-hydrolyzing) activity; ATP binding; DNA binding. NCBI's taxonomy places the organism in Eukaryota, Fungi, Ascomycota, Dipodascomycetes, Dipodascales, Dipodascaceae. Bases 1 to 5184 code for a protein of 1727 amino acids. Gene Ontology annotation, biological process: DNA topological change; sister chromatid segregation; resolution of meiotic recombination intermediates. The record is from RefSeq and is a predicted model, not a curated record. Gene Ontology annotation, cellular component: nucleus.
AUGGGAUAUUUUUCAGACUCCGAUGAUGGCGGAGCUUCUGUGAAGUCCACCACCACUCGCAAACGUGUAGCCAAAUCUAAGACGUUUGUUGUUUCUGACGACGACGAUGAAAUGGACGAUAUCAAUGGCAACUUCUCUGAUGAUGAUAACGAUAGCGAUUUCGGACUCACUUCAAAAAAAACAAAUUCUUCUGGUUUUUCUAAAACUAAAAAAACAAACACGGUAACUAAAACGGCUGCUGCUGCUCCUAAAAAGCCUCGUGCCAAAAAGGUUGCUACAACACCCCUUUCUGAAACUUCCGCAAACGAGGUUGGCGAAGAGGAAUCAAAGAGUCUUCUUGAUCAUUUUGCCCAAGAAACUGACGACAAAGAAAAUAACCCUGUUAAUGGUUCCACCCCUAAGGGAAAAAAAGAUGCAUCCUCCCAAUAUCAAAAGCUUACCCAGCUUGAGCACAUUCUGAAGCGUCCCGAUACUUAUAUUGGCUCUGUCGAGCCCACUGAAAUGAAACUCUGGGUCUUUGAUCCGGUAUCCAAAGACAUGGAGUUUAAAGAUGUCACAAUUGUUCCUGGUCUUUACAAGAUUUUUGAUGAAAUUCUUGUCAAUGCUGCAGAUAACAAAAUUCGCGAUCCGUCAAUGGAUAUCUUAGAGGUUAACAUUGAUGUUGACACCAAUACAAUUUCAAUUUACAACGGUGGCAAAGGUAUUCCGAUUGAAAUCCACAAGAAGGAAAAGAUCUACAUCCCAGAGCUUAUUUUCGGCAAUCUUUUGACAUCGAGUAAUUACGAUGAUAACGAAAAGAAAGUCACUGGUGGCCGAAACGGUUAUGGUGCAAAGCUUUGUAACAUUUUCUCGACAGAAUUCACUGUUGAAACAGCCGACAAGUCUACCAACCAAGUCUACAAACAAACCUGGACAAAAAAUAUGUCUCAGAUUGGAAAGCCACACAUUACGAAAAAUACCAAGCACAAAGAGUAUACCAAAAUCACAUUCAAGCCAGACUUGUCUCUUUUCCAUAUGGAAAAGAUUGAUAAUGAUCUUCUCGGUGUUUUAUAUCGACGUGUUUACGAUGUUGCUGGUUGCAUGAAUGAAUGUAAGGUUCUUCUUAACCACGUCCGCCUUCACAUUAAAAACUUUAAGAGUUAUACCGAAAUGUUUGUCAAGGCUCUAGAAAAGACUGCCAAAGAAAAUGCUGUUCCUGGAGAAGAGUCUGAGGCUAAUAAAUCACCCGUUAUUGUUUACGAAAAGAUCAAUGAUCGAUGGGAAGUUGCCUUUGCAGUCUCGGAUGGCUCAUUUAAUCAAGUCUCAUUUGUCAAUUCUAUUGCCACUACCAGCGGUGGUACACAUGUCAACUACAUUGCUGAUCAAAUUGUAAGCAAAAUCACUGAGCAGAUCAAAAAGGCCAAGAUUCCAAUCAAGAAUUUUCAAGUUAAAAAUAACAUGUUUUUAUUUGUCAAUUGUUUGAUUGAAAAUCCUGCAUUCACUUCCCAGACUAAAGAACAACUUACCACAAGAACCACUGCUUUCGGCUCCAAGUGCGUUUUACCUCCAGAGUUUUUGAAAAAGGUUCUCAAGACUCCCAUUCUUGACCGUGUUCGAGACAUUGCCACUCGAAACGCAGAUAACCAAAUUCGCAAAACCGAUGGUGGCAAAACCCGUCGUAUUAAAGGCAUGGCUAAGUUGGAGGAUGCUAACAAGGCUGGUACAAAAGAAGGAUACAAGUGCACUCUUGUUUUAACAGAGGGUGACUCAGCCAUGGCCCUUGCCGUUGCUGGUUUGGCUGUUGUUGGCCGUGAUUAUUAUGGUGUUUUCCCCCUCAGAGGUAAACUUUUAAAUGUCCGUGAAGCAUCUCACGAUCAGAUUAUGAAGAACACAGAAAUUCAAUCCAUCAAGCAAAUUAUGGGUUUACAGCACAAGAAGCAGUACUCAUCUACAAAGGAGUUGCGAUAUGGUCAUAUUAUGAUUAUGACGGAUCAAGACCAUGAUGGAAGUCAUAUCAAGGGUCUUAUUAUCAAUUUCCUUGAGUCUACAUUCCCUGGAUUGCUAGAAAUUCCUGGAUUUUUAGUUGAAUUUAUUACACCUAUUGUCAAGGUUUCUAUUUUAAGAGGAAAAAAAGUUACUGAAGUUAUCCCCUUUUAUACCAUGCCAGAAUACGAAUCUUGGAGAGAAACCACUGGUAAAGAGUGCACAUGGAAAAAGAAGUACUACAAAGGUUUGGGUACGUCUGAUCCAACAGAAGGAAGAGAAUACUUUUCUCGCCUGGACAAGCAUCUCAAGACAUUCCAUGAGCUAGAAGCUGAAGAUAAGCCUCUUAUUGAGCUUGCAUUUUCCAAGAAGAAGGCUGACGAUCGUAAGGACUGGCUCAGACAAUUUAGACCUGGCACCCACUUGGACCCUAAUCUUGACAAUAUUCCCAUUUCUGAGUUUAUCAAUAAGGAACUCAUUCUGUUUAGUAUUGCAGAUAAUAUGCGUUCCAUUCCUUCAGUCAUGGACGGUCUCAAGCCAGGUCAGCGUAAAGUCAUGUACGGUUGUUUCAAGCGUAACCUUGUGAAUGAAAUCAAGGUUGCCCAGCUUGCUGGUUACAUUUCCGAACACACUGGGUACCAUCACGGUGAACAGUCGCUCGUUUCGACCAUUGUCAACUUGGCUCAGAGUUUCGUUGGUUCUAACAAUUUGUAUUUGCUGAUGCCCAAGGGCUCCUUCGGUUCGCGUGCUGCCGGCGGUAAGGAUUCCUCUGCUCCUCGUUACAUUCACACAGAGUUGAAUCCCAUCACAAAGUCCAUUUUCCACCCGUCUGAUGAAAACAUUUACAAUUAUCUGGAAGAUGACGAAGCUACAGUAGAGCCCGAGUGGUACGCACCCAUCAUCCCCAUGAUUUUAGUUAACGGUUCUGAAGGUAUUGGUACUGGUUGGAGUACCAACAUUCCUCCAUUCAACCCUGAGGAUAUUGUUAGUAACAUUCGCCGACUCAUGAAUGGUGAAGAUAUGGAUCCUCUUACCCCAUGGUACCGUGGUUGGACUGGUUCUCUUGACCGUCUCCCUGACAAUAAAUUUCGGGCCUCUGGUAUUGUUAACCAAAUUAGCGAUACUGAGCUGGAAAUUACUGAGCUGCCGCCUCAUACUUGGACCAUCAACAUGCGAGACUUUUUGCUCAAUCAGUUGCGGGACAAGCGUGACAAUAAAGCUGGUUGGAUUGAAGACUUUACAGAAGAUCAUGGUCUUGGUGUGAAGUUUAAUAUUACCCUCACGCCAGAGGAGAUGGAGAAGACUCUCAAGGUUGGUCCAUUAAACCGUUUCAAGCUUACUUCCACAGUCAAUCUUAACAACAUGGUUGCAUUUGACCCUCAAAACCGCAUCAAGAAGUACUCAUCUCCUGAAGAGAUGAUUAAUGAUUUCUACUACGUGCGCUUAGAAUGCUAUCAAAAGCGCAAAAACUUUUGGUGCAAUUUGCUUAAAAACCAGCUCAUCAAAUUGACACAGCAGGCCCGCUUUGUUAAGAUGAUUAUUGACAAGGAAAUUAUUGUUACAAACCGCAAAAAGAUUGAUAUCAUCGAAGAUUUGCAGAAGCAUGAGUUUCCAUCGUUUGGCAAGGAUGGUACUCCCAACUACAUUAAGAUUAAAGAUGAUGACUCGUUGGAGGAUGGCGAUAUUCCCGAGGGUGUUGAAGAUCCUCGUAAAAACAAGCCAUCAUUUGAUUACCUGUUGGGUAUGGCUAUUUGGUCGCUUACAAAGGAACGCUAUGAGCGAUUGCUGAAUGAGCGUGACAAUAAAGAGACAGAACUCAAUGUGCUUUUGGGCAAGACUCCAAAAGACUUGUGGAAUGAGGACUUGGACGUAUUUUUGGAAAAGUGGGAAACCUUUUUGGAGGAAGAUCGGGAGCAGCGCGAGGCUCUUAUCCCCAAAAAGAAGCAAGGCAAGGGCAAAGCCAAAGGUAAAGCUAAAGGUAAGGCGCCGGCUAAGAGCAAGCGCAAGCGGGAUGACAGUGACGAUGACGGUGAUGAUAGUGAUGAAGAUUUUACUGUGUCGGCCAAGAAAAAGAAAGCAGGGGAUACCGGGGGAGGUACAAAGGCUGCGCCAGUGAAACGAGCGCAGAGGGCAAAGAAACCGGCGGCCACGUCGACACUUGACGGGUUUAUUACCAAAUUAGAGGAAGAAGAAGAAGAUAAUGAGAAGAAUGUUAGUGAGAAAAGGACAACGACAAGUAGUAGGGGUAGUAACACUAGCAAUGGUACUAUCAAACACACUAGUGAAUUUGACAAGAGCCCGGAGGAUUUGUUUUCAGCGUUGUCGAGUUUUUCUUCAAGUACCAAGCCCAAGGAGACAGUGAAAAAGGAGGCCAAAGAGACUGAUUCUGAAGAUACCAAGCCCAAGCGUCGGGUUCUUUCGAAGGGCCCUAGCGCGGCGUCAGUCAAGUCGAGUUUUAUUUCUAAUAUUCUUGACGACAGUGAUGAUGAUAUUUUCAGUUUUAGCAGCGUCAAGAAGAGUGUCAAGCCUAAGAAGGAGGAAACUGUGUCGCCUGUAAAGGCAACUGCUGCUCCAGCUUUGUCAAAACCCUUGUCAACUACCUCAAACGUUAAAUCUGCCGGGUCAAGCCGAAGCAACUCGAGGGCAUUGUCUGCGGAAAUUAUAGAGGACAGUGAUGAAGAUGCGGAUUACGAUUUGAAUGAGGGGAAGAAAGAGCAGGAUGAAAAGGACGAUGAAGUGGAGGAUGAAGAAAAAGAUGAAGAAGAGAUCAUGCCAAAGAAACGGGCGGCUGCUAAACCUCGCAAGAAAGCUGCAGCAUCUGCACUUGUGAUUGAUGAUAAUGAUAGUGAUGUUGAGAUGGAGGAAGUGAAACCUGCGCCCAAGAAACGAGGUGCUACCAAAGCACCUGCCAAGUCAUCACGCAAGAAAGCAGACGUGAGCGAUGUGGAAGAAGUUGAUUCGCCCAAGCCCAAGGCAAAGGUAAAAGCAACUAAGGCCGCAGCUGUGGUGAAGAAUAAGAAGGAAGUUGAAGAUGAUGAUGAUGAUGAUGAUGAUGAUGAUGAUGAUGAUGAUGAUGAUGAAGAAGAGGAAGUGACGCCGCUAGGACGAGGCCGACCUGCGCGACGGGCUCGCGGGGCAGCGCCUAAACGAUACGCCUUUGAUUCUGACGAAGAGGAAGAAGAAGAUGAUGAUGACGACAUGUUUGUGGUGGAAGAUGAUUGA